AUGGAGCCUGCCAAUGCGCUUAGCCUGCCCACCUGGGCGGUCCACACCUCGUCCGUGCUGGAAUGGGUGACCGCCAUGGGCCUGAUGUGGCGGUAUGGCGAGGUCAGCGGCAACACUCGGUGGAAGGGCAUGGCCUGGGGCAUGCUGCCCUGCCUGGGCUCCGCCAUGUGCGCCUGCACAUGGCAUCUCUUCUACAAUAGCCCAGACCUGGAGUUCCUGGUGGCAUUGCAAGCGGCGCUGACGGUGGUGGGCAACUUCACCUGCUGGCUGGCCGCCUACCAAAUCUACGCAGCAGCGCAGCAGGAGCAGGGUGCGUGA
Messenger RNA from Chlorella variabilis, 318 nucleotides. RefSeq lists its product as hypothetical. The transcript has 3 exons. NCBI's taxonomy places the organism in Eukaryota, Viridiplantae, Chlorophyta, Trebouxiophyceae, Chlorellales, Chlorellaceae. Bases 1 to 318 code for a protein of 105 amino acids. The record is from RefSeq and is a predicted model, not a curated record.